CGAAAGCAAAGACCCAACCACAGCCACAGGGCUGUCACUGUCACUACCCGAUCCGUAUGGACGCUGUCCAAAUGGCAUAAAUACGGGCCCUAGCUUGUUUCUUUUGAUCAGUCACACGACACAGCGUCCUAUCUGACGGUCCUGUUAGCUGUUUGACUUUCAGCAGCUGAGGAGGAACUGACAGAUUUCCAGCGCACUUCAAUGGCUUUUUAGAGAAACUGGACUUUGUGUAUUCAAUCAGCAAAAGCAUGAAUUUCAUCAGAUCCCGCAUUUCCAUCGGCAGCCUCCUCGGUCAGAGGAGACAUGUGCUGCAGACAUGGAGCCACAGAGGGAUGUGCAAUAAACUGCAGGAGACCAAAGCGGAGUCCCCACCUGCAGCACCAGCACAUGAGCCGCGUCCCGCAUUCAGACUUCCAGGCUACAAGCCCUCAGAUAUGGACAAGAAGAUGCUGAUCUGGUCAGGGCGCUUCAAGUCAGCAGAGCAGAUACCAGAGACUGUGUCGUUUGAGAUGAUUGACGCUGCCAGAAACAAAAUCAGAGUAAAGGCUGCCUAUGUGAUGAUGGCUGCCACGAUAGGAGCUUGUAUGGUUAUGGUGUUUCUGGGCAAAAGGUCUCUUGCCAGGAAGGAGACCCUGACGGCACUAAACAUCGAGAAGAAAGCCAGAUGGAGAGAAGAACACCAGAAACCAAGCGCAAGUGCCGUUGCCCUGUCUGACAAGGCUCAGUGAUGGAAGAUGACUCAUUCAGACACGCUCAUUCUCGAACCCAAGUCAAUAGCACUUUCUGUGUAUACCACAACUUCUCCAGUCCCAACCUUUGGAGGUGUAGUGCAACCAAAAAAAUAUCAGCAGUAAAUUCUGAGUAGUGCUUUUGCAACAAGGAAAUUGGCCUUAACAAUAGUUUUGCAAUAAUUGAGUACCUGAUGCAAAAUGUAUCUACUUAGUGAAUGUAUAUAAAUAACAGGGUUACAAAGUGGCACUUGAUUAAUGGCACAAGCCAUUAUUUUGGUAGUGGCAUUUCGUUGUGUCAGCCCAGUGGAGGGUUUAUUGCAGGAAGGUGCAAUUAUGCCUUGUGAAAAUAUUGUCUUUCCCCUUUUUGUGGAACAUUAAGUAGCUGAUUGGAUGUGACUUGUUCACCUGUGCAGUGGGCUGUCUGUCCUGAUACCCCUCUGAGUGGGCUUCUUAUUUCAUGGCCACUAUGAUGUGCCAUCUGUGUUUGUAUGUGGUGAGCACCAAAACUAGUUCAAUAAAGCAGUGAUUCUAUAAAAA
This is a messenger RNA of Neolamprologus brichardi, 1268 nucleotides long. It is a transcript of the gene fam162a, whose product is annotated as family with sequence similarity 162 member A. Lineage: Eukaryota; Metazoa; Chordata; Actinopteri; Cichliformes; Cichlidae. Gene Ontology annotation, cellular component: mitochondrion. The record is from RefSeq and is a predicted model, not a curated record. Gene Ontology annotation, biological process: cellular response to hypoxia; positive regulation of release of cytochrome c from mitochondria; neuron apoptotic process.